This is a messenger RNA of Odobenus rosmarus divergens (Pacific walrus), 1087 nucleotides long. RefSeq names its product phosphoglycolate phosphatase (gene PGP). The record is from RefSeq and is a predicted model, not a curated record. The coding region runs from base 77 to 1042 and encodes 321 amino acids. Gene Ontology annotation, cellular component: cytoplasm. Gene Ontology annotation, molecular function: sn-glycerol 3-phosphatase activity. The transcript is spliced from 2 exons. Lineage: Eukaryota; Metazoa; Chordata; Mammalia; Carnivora; Odobenidae.
GCGGCGGCGGGCGGCUGCAAGGAGCGGCCGGUGGCGGCGGCGGCGGCGGCGGCGGCCGGUGGCGGCGGCGGCGGCCAUGGCGGCGGCGGAGGCCGGCGGUGACGACGCCCGCUGCGUGCGGCUGAGCGCCGAGCGGGCCCAGGCGCUGCUGGCCGACGUGGACACGCUGCUGUUCGACUGCGACGGCGUGCUGUGGCGCGGCGAGACGGCCGUGCCCGGCGCGCCCGAGGCCCUGUCGGCGCUGCGGGCCCGCGGCAAGCGCCUCGGCUUCAUCACCAACAACAGCAGCAAGACCCGCGAGGCCUACGCCGAGAAGCUGCGGCGCCUGGGCUUCGGCGGCCCCCCGGGGCCCGGCGCCGGCCUCGAGGUCUUCGGCACGGCCUACUGCACCGCGCUCUACCUACGCCAGCGCCUGGCGGGCGCACCGGCCCCCAAGGCCUACGUGCUGGGCAGCGAAGCCCUGGCCACCGAGCUGGAGGCCGUGGGCGUCGCCAGCGUGGGCGUGGGGCCCGAGCCGCUGCUGGGUGACAGCCCCGGCGCCUGGCUGGACGCGCCGCUUGAUCCAGACGUGCGCGCCGUCGUAGUGGGCUUUGACCCACACUUCAGCUACAUGAAGCUCACCAAGGCGGUGCGCUAUCUACAGCAGCCCGGCUGCUUGCUCGUGGGCACCAACAUGGACAACCGGCUCCCGCUCGAGAACGGCCGCUUCAUCGCGGGUACCGGCUGUCUGGUCCGAGCCGUGGAGAUGGCCACCCAGCGCCAGGCCGACAUCAUAGGGAAGCCCAGCCGCUUCAUAUUCGACUGCGUGUCCCAGGAGUACGGCAUCAACCCAGAGCGCACCGUCAUGGUGGGAGACCGCCUGGACACGGACAUCCUCCUGGGCGUCACCUGUGGCCUGAAGACCAUCCUGACGCUCACCGGCGUUUCCACUCUAGGGGAUGUGAAGAGUAAUCAGGAAAGUGACUGCAUGUCUAAGAAGAAAAUGGUCCCUGACUUCUAUGUUGACAGCAUAGCUGACCUUUUGCCUGCUCUUCAAGGUUAAAGAUUUAGUGUCUUUAAUCUCCAGAAUAAAAUGAAUUGAAAACCA